AGUCUGAGUAAAGACGACACACUCUGCUUAUCACCGCUCUCAAUACUUUUUUUCUUUUGUUAACCUGUGCACCUGGAGAAAGGAGGGAUGGAGCGGCACCUUUUGAUCUUGACCUUUUUAAAGUGCUUGAUUCUGACCAAUCAAGAAGGAGGAGGGAAAGAGCUGCUGACACCAGGUGGACCUGACAUUGACCCUGCCCUCCUUGAUAUCUUAAAUAAUUAUACAUUACCUGAGUAUGAGGAUGGAUCGUCUACUCCUUGCAGUGUAACUGCGCCUGAAUUCAACAGCUUGGGCAUCAUGAUCACCUACAUCAUCGUGUUUGUCUUAAGCAUCCUCGGCAACAGUGUUGUCGUCUACGUGGUUUGUUCCAUGAAGAAAGGUCGAUCCAGCACAGAUAUCUACUUGAUGCACAUGGCGGUGGCCGACAUUCUCUUCAGCAUCACCCUCCCGUUCUGGGGUGUCGAUGCUCAGUCUGGUUGGAUCUUCGGCAACUUCCUGUGCAAAGUCCUGUCAGGUUUUCAGGAGGCGUCAGUAUACAGCGGCGUCUUCCUGCUGGCAUGCAUCAGUGUGGACCGCCACUUCGCCAUCGUGAGAGCUACUCGUGUCGUGUCCUCCAAUCACCUGAUGGUGAAAGUGGUGUGCUUUGUGGUGUGGGUGGUGGCUGGAAUGCUGUCCUUACCCGUGAUCAUUCAGAAGCAGAGCAUAGACACCAAAGAUUUGGGACGGACCAUCUGCUACGAGAACAUUACUGGUGAGAGCAGUCAGCACUGGCGUGUUGGCAUACGUGUUGUGCGGCACACGAUGGGCUUUUUCCUGCCGCUGGUGGUGAUGGCGGUCUGCUACGGCUGGACCUUGGUGACGCUGUCUCACACACGCAAUCAACAAAAGCACAAGGCCAUACGCGUCAUCCUGGCAGUGGUGUUUGCAUUUGUUCUGUGCUGGCUGCCCUAUAACAUAACUGUACUGAUUGACACGCUCAUCCAAGGUGGAACAAUCAAAGAGGGGUCAUGUGAAGCUCGCUACAGAGUGGAACUGGUGCUGGAUGUGACCCGAGUGCUGGCCUUCAUGCACUGUGCAGUGAAUCCAGUGCUGUACGCCUUCAUUGGGCAGAAGUUCCGUAACCAGCUGCUCUCAGCUCUUUACAGACACGGCGUCAUCAGCAGCAGGCUCCGGAUGGCCCUCAGGAAGGGCUCUGUCAACAGCACAGGGAGCACCAGAUCAAGACUCACCUCUGCUACUAUGUAAAUAACAAUGAUGGAUUAUUCAUUCACAGGCUUAGUUGAAGGUUUUUUUUUUUCAUUUGUCCUUCAAUUUGGAUGAGUAUGACAGAGCCAACAAGCAAGUUGUCAACUUUGAUACUAUCGUAUGUAUGUUACUAAAGUACGCUACUGAAAACAUUAAACCUAGACUAGCCUGGCUGGUUGUUUGCUGCCUAUUUCCUGGCUUUAUGCUAAAUUAAGCAGGCUGCUGUUUUGAACACACAGGCGUGAGAGUGGUAUUCAUAAUUUCAAAUCAUUAUCAUUAUCAUUUUUGCCUUAAUGUCUUUUGAUGCUGAAAGAUUUAGCCUUCUUUGAAAUGUGAUUUUUGAGCACAACACAUUUGCAAUCCAGACAUAGAUAAGUUGUCAAUGUAGGAAAAAGUGACACCUCGUGAAUGUAGUUAGAAAGCUGGAGCCAUACUGUUGCUUUUGUAACGGUUCAGUUGAGGACAUAUUGUUGUUUGUAUUACAAAGCUUGUGUGGUUUAUGAUUAAAAGGAAAUCAUUUAGGUCCUUUAAUGACGUAAUUUCCUUUUUUGUUCUUUUUGUUUUUGAUUCUGAGAAACUCUGGACGUGACUGAAGAACCGUCUGUUUUUGUUUUGCAACCUGUAAAUUUGAACACGGUGAGGUUUUUGUCCUUACAGAAGUGACAGUAGUGCUGCAAACUGAACAAUCAACCCUUGUUGUUCAAAAGUGUCUGUGAUGACUGGUUUUCAUUUAGGCACACAUUUAAGCUCUGUACAAACUGGCUAGUGUGUUAAACAUGAUAUUGUUCUCUGUAUCAGUGUUAUACCCUCUGUACCCUAUGUACUUUUGCAGUUGACAUCUGGCCAUGAUACAGAAGAAACACUUCAUCUGUGUAUCCCAACGUGUGCCUUGAUCACAUGAGAGCCUGUGCGUGUGUGUACCUGAGUCAGGUGGUUUUGUGGCUGGCGUAACGCAGAAGGGAGGGGGACAGCGUCUUUGUGGGAAAUUGUGCAGCAGCCACCGUUGCAAGACAAAAUGACUCAUGAAGAGAUGCUAUCAGUUAUUCUGUUAUUCUCAGCUCUGUCUGCAAAACUCAUUUGAUUAUUUUUUUUUAGGUGUUUUAAGAUAUGCAACUCAGUAUUCAUGUGUCAUAUACUGUGCACCUGCAAAUGUAUAUUUUAAAGGCAUAUAGUUACUGUUUGUGGUUUGGAUUGAUGUAGCUCAUACUUUUGUUAAAAUAAAGCUU
Molecule: messenger RNA, 2471 nt
Organism: Acanthopagrus latus (yellowfin seabream)
Lineage: Eukaryota; Metazoa; Chordata; Actinopteri; Spariformes; Sparidae
Gene: cxcr2
Product: chemokine (C-X-C motif) receptor 2
Exons: 2
Coding region: 88-1245 (385 amino acids)
Biological process (GO): neutrophil chemotaxis; immune response; G protein-coupled receptor signaling pathway
Cellular component (GO): membrane
Molecular function (GO): C-X-C chemokine receptor activity
Source: RefSeq, a predicted model, not a curated record